This is a messenger RNA of Penaeus chinensis, 1174 nucleotides long. RefSeq names its product ATP-dependent RNA helicase glh-2-like. NCBI's taxonomy places the organism in Eukaryota, Metazoa, Arthropoda, Malacostraca, Decapoda, Penaeidae. The record is from RefSeq and is a predicted model, not a curated record. Gene Ontology annotation, molecular function: chitin binding. The transcript is spliced from 3 exons. Gene Ontology annotation, cellular component: extracellular region. Bases 12 to 1088 code for a protein of 358 amino acids.
ACAAAUUCGACAUGAGGGCUCUUGUCCUAUUAGCAGUGGUUGCCGGCAUCGCGGCCGCAGACCUUCCUUCCACCAGCUACGGCGUCCCCAACGGAGCCUCGGGUAACGGAUUCGGAGCCUCGGGUAACGGGUUCGGACCCUCGGGUAACGGAUUCGGAGCCUCGGGUAACGGAUUCGUAGCCUCGGGUAACGGAUUCGUAGCCUCGGGUAACGGAUUUGGAACCUCGGGUAACGGAUUCGGAGCCUCGGGUAACGGAUUUGGAGCCUCGGGUAACGGAUUCGGAGCCUCGGGUAACGGAUUCGGAGCCUCGGGUAACGGAUUUGGAGCCUCGGGUAACGGGUUUGGAGCCUCGGGUAACGGGUUCGGAGCCUCGGGUUACGGAUUUGGAGCCUCGGGUAACGGAUUUGGAGCCUCGGGUAACAGAUUUGGAGCCUCGGGUAAUGGAUUCGGAGCCUCGGGUAACGGGUUCGGAGGAUCAAGCAACGGCCAAGGCUACGGACAGGACGAAGAAGUAGCGGCUCUGUCCGAGAGCAUUCCCGGGGGCGGCGUCCCCGGCGAGGACUACCCCAUCUUGGCUUCCGUGCCCGACACCGGCUUCUCGUGCGAUGCCCAGGCGGUGCAAGGUUAUUACGCCGACACUGCAGCUGAAGCCGGCUGCCAGGUGUUCCAUAUCUGCCAGGACCGCGCCCUCAGGCGCCAACAGGACUCGUUCCUGUGCCCCAACGGUACCAUCUUCAACCAGCAGUACCUGGUAUGUGACUGGUGGUUCAACGUGGACUGUUCUCAAGCUGAGAGCUUCUACUCCGUCAACGAACUCAUCGGAGUCGUUCCCGACGCCGGAUACGCCUAUGGCGCGGCCGUUAAUGGCAACGGCAACGGUCUUAACGGCAGAAGGAAUGGAAACGGAGCCAACGGUAGGGGAAGCAACGGUAAUGGAAGCAACGGUUACGGCACUAAUGGUAAUGGAAUCAACGGCAACGGUAGCGGUAGUGGCUCCAGCGGUAACGGCGUUAAUGGCAACGGAAGCAACGGCAGUGGAAACGGCUCUCCCGUUGCUCCUUCCACCUCCUACGGCGCCCCCUUCUGAUCUGUCCGGCACUCAGCCCUUCCCUUCUAAUCGUCCCAAAUAAGCAAAUAUUUAUAUACAAUUUACAAUAAAUUCGUAGAAGUAAU